AUGGAAUCAUCUCCCGACGUCCCCGUCGUUACGGGGUUAGAAGGUGAGCAGCAGGAUUUUACUGAUGUAUGGUUGUUCAGCCAUGACGGACACGAUCAUUCGAUCGACUUUGUUGAAGAAGAUGAUGAUGGUGACGAGGUACACAUUGACCACAACGAGACCAUUGACUCUAAAGAACCAACGUUGGAAACCGGUGUCGCGCUCGAUGUGUCCUCAACCGCCGACGAUUCCGAUGACGAUUUGGAAGCAGGGGCGCUAGUCCAUGCCGAUUUCAAUGCAACUUGCCGCUUCGCUGCCCGUUUUGGUGCCGCGGCCAUCAACAACGGAAGCAUUGCCGAGAACCUGGAACGUUUCCUCCCGAGACUCAUGUCGGUGUUUGGGUACUAUGGAUUCUUCACCUUCAGUACGCAUGAACUGUCUUGCAACUUUGAACAGCGGGACCCUCUGAACACCAAUGAGACGAUUGUGCGCACUCAGAAUGUUGCCGUUGAAGCCGGCGGCUUUCAGCUGACCAAGCUUGGCCAACUGUCGGAUCUUGCCAAGGACCUCAUCGAUGGCAAGAUCGGUAUCCAGGAGGCCAACAAGCGACUCGAUGAGAUUGAAACCGCUCCGAAUCCGUGGGGUAUCAUGUUCAGCGCGAUUUGCUUCUUGGCCGUUGGUGCCACGCUUCCAGCACUGCUUGCAGGAACCUGGUGGGAUAUGCUGGUCGGAUUCUUUGCCGGAGGCCUGGCCUACGGUGUUAUUGUUUUGUUUGAUGCUUGGUCCACGCGUGUCCACAUCUGGAUGAACUUGGUGGCGGCCUUUUUGUGUUCGACUCUGGGCUUUGCUGUCCAACUUGUGAGGCCAGAAGUGGAUCCCACCAUUGUGACUCUAUCUGGUGUUGCCAUCUUGCUUCCGAGCUCUACCAUCGUCUUGGGCAUCAAUGACAUGGUGUCCAAUCACGUGAUCUCGGGUUUUGAGCGACUCAUCAAGGGACUCGUCAUCAUGACAUGGCUUGCCCUUGGUUACGUGCUGGGAAUGUCCUUUGUCACUGCAAUGGCUCCUGAAAUGGCCGACGAGGCAGCCAAAGCCAAGAUGAUGAUGGACACGGAGCCAAUUCCGUUCCUAUGGCAGCUACUGUUCAUACCCAUUCUCUGUUCAUCCAUUGCCACGUGCGGUUUCCAAAUGACGGGCAGAGACUUGAUUGGCGCCAUCAUUUGCAUGAACGUUGGCUAUGCCACUUCAUACUUUGGCAUCCGGUUUUUUGAUGCUCCGUACGUGGGCUCCUUCAUGGGUUCCAUUGCCAUUUCCUUGUAUGCCAACUUGUGGAGUCGAUACUUCGAUAGGCCAAACACCAUCAUCUUGUUUCCAGCCUUUCAGUUGGUUGUGGCGGGUAUCGUCGGGUUCAUGGGCUUGACACAGAUUUUCGAAGGCACUGGUGGCGGCCACGAGCAAGUCUUGCACAUGUUGGUGGUGGCAGGAGUGGUUGUUCCUCGUUGGGUGGAACGGAUCGACAGCCUUUUACCCGAUCUGAAAGGACCUGACGCUGGAGGAAACUCGGCAAAAGCUUGCUGUCGGCCCAACACACGCCCUUGGUAUUUCCUACAUAAGUAAGACUAGUCACUAGCUAGUUUUAACAAAGUACGGCCUGCUGGAAGUCAAACGUCGUAUCUACGAAAGCUAUAGCUAGCACAACCAGCUCUUUCAGCUAUUCAGUGGGCUGAACUUGUGUGCAUGUAGCUAUUUCAACGCACCAAUUUGAUCAUGAAUCGAAUCGCCAGACCUUUUGGCCCCUUGUCCACAAAAGGAGCAUGGUCAUCCAAGACAAAAGUUUGCCCCAUUGGCAAAUCGUCUUGCUAGAAGCCCUUUCAUUCGCUCUUUCAACCUUGCACUUGCUAUUUCGGGGGUUGGAAGGGAGUACAGCCGGUCCAGUCUUCCCAAUGGACAUUUGGCAGAAAGAUGAAAUUUAGAUGUGAUUUCUCUGGGCAAAACUGAUUUUGCCAUUGACACCAUCAUCUUGAAGAGUGGAGGAGCAUUAAAAAAUUUGACUUGCUGCACAUUUCUUGGAUAUGCAUGCACACUCCUCCAAACUGAUCGAAAUGCAGUCAAGUCAAAUGAUUUCCCUUUGACCAUCUGGUGCCCCUCACAUUCAAUAAGAAUAGUAACGCCACCCCUGAGUGCCUCAAAAUCACAAAAUGACAUAUAGGAAGCAUAGAAUUGCCUGCGGUUGUAGGAGCGUGUCUCCUCUGGAUUCCUCCACAUGGCUCCAUUGAUCGUUGUAGCAUCCAAAGACAUAACGUAGCCACCAGAUUGGAGAUUGUAGUCAAUAGAGAGGAAACUAGCUUCUUUCGGCAAAUUCCUCAGUGCAUCAUCCAAUGUGUCCAUUAUUUCAUUGUCUUUCUUAUGCUCUUGAAGUCUGAACGCCCUCACAACGGCAUCGUCAACAUUGCCUUGAGAAACAAUGGCUAUCUGAGCAUACACAAAAUCCGUCAAAUUAUCAAGAUCUGGGAUUUUUUCAAUGGCAGUUUUGAUGGCAACGGCCCACUGAUGCUCUUCCUGAGUCAGCUCCAUUCUGGAGGGAUUAUUUUGCCCACAAAGAUCCGCAGCAAGCUCGUUCAUGAUGGUGGCAUUGUUGCGUCCUGUGGCUUGGUUGGGUGACAAUUCCUUUGUUGGAUCUUCCUGGUUGUCGUCUUCUGUGAAUCCAUCAUCAUCAUCACUAUCACUACUGGAGUCACUACUACUGCCAGAGUAUGCGUCAAUGUCUGCCUCAUUGCCAGAGUCGUUGCCUGACUGUUCUGCAGGUAGUUUGUUGUUGUUGUUGUUGUUGUUGU
Seminavis robusta is the source of this 2810-nucleotide messenger RNA. The record is from the annotation of a GenBank genome assembly. NCBI's taxonomy places the organism in Eukaryota, Bacillariophyta, Bacillariophyceae, Naviculales, Naviculaceae.